ACGUCAGGACCCCUCUCUGUGGGGUGCGGAAGCAUUUGCAGCCUUGCUGGGCACCCAGUCUGCUGGUUUGGAUUUGCUGCACCAGAGUCAAGGAAUCGGAAGUCCUGCUUGAUCAGCCUAUAGGUGAUGUCAUCCUCAGGAGACCUCAGCGAUGCAGUUCCCACCCCCUCCUGCUCUGUGGCCCCCAAUCCAGGCAGCAGAAUCAGCUUCCCAGAAAUUAUCCGGAAGAAACGGGAUGGCAAAAAGCUGGAGGAGCAGGAAAUCUGCUACUUUGUCCAGGCUGUGACCAAGCAGACCUUGCAGGAGGGGCAGAUUGGAGCAAUGCUGAUGGCCAUCCGACUGCAGGGCAUGGACCCGGAGGAGAUUCUGGUGCUUACGCGGGAGAUGGCCACUUCUGGAAAGGUCUUGGAGUGGCCAGAGGAAUGGCAUGGACUCCUGGUGGACAAGCACUCCACCGGUGGGGUGGGCGACAAAGUCAGCCUGCCUCUGGCCCCAGCCUUGGCUGCGUGCGGCUGUAAGGUGCCCAUGAUCAGCGGCCGGGGCCUGGGCCACACUGGCGGCACUUUGGACAAGCUCGAGUCUGUGCCUGGCUUCCGCGUCUCCCAGAGCCCUGAACAGAUGAAGCAGAUCUUGGAGAAGGUGGGCUGCUGCAUCGUGGAGCAGAGCAAAGAACUGGUCCCAGCGGACAAGGCCCUCUAUGCCCUCAGAGACAUAACAGCCACCGUGGACAGCAUGCCCCUCAUCACAGGCUCCAUCUUGUGCAAGAAGGCUGCGGAGAACAUCUCUGCCCUAGUGCUAGAUGUGAAGUUUGGCAGUGCGGCCCUCUACCCCACUCUGGAGAGUGCCCGGCAGUUGGCACACAGCUUGGUGUCAGUUGGGACGCAGCUGGGGAUAAGCACAGUGGCGGUGCUCAGCAUGAUGGACAGGCCCCUGGGGCACAGAGUGGGUCACUCCCUGGAGGUGCUUGAAUCCCUGGAGUGCCUGGAAGGACGAGGUCCUGAGGAGCUCCGCGAGCUGGUGACUACACUUGGAGGCACCUUGCUAUGGCAAUGUGGGAGAGCCAGCUCAGUGUCCCAGGGCACUGCCCGUAUAGCCCAAGCUCUGGACGACGGCUCAGCCCUGCGGACCUUCCAGAGCAUGUUGCAGGCCCAAGGAGUGGAGGUAGACGUGGCCCGGGCCCUCUGUGCUGGGGGCGAGGAGGAGCGCUUCCAAGUGCUGAAGCGGGCCUCGUUGCAAGAGGAGCUGGUGGCCCAGUGCAAUGGAACAGUUCGGCAGAUCUUCGCCCUGCCGAUUGCCCAGGUACUGCAUGGGCUGGGAGCUGGACGCACCCACCAGGGGCAACCCAUCAAUCACCGUGUGGGUGCUGAGCUGCUGGUCUCUGUUGGGCAGAGAGUGAGGAAAGGAUCUCCAUGGAUCCGGAUCCACUAUGACAGGCCCAAGUUGAGUGACGCUGACCGAUGCAAGCUGCAGGGAGCCCUGCUGCUGGACACCUCGGAACCCUUUGCUCCCAGUUUAUGGGUGGUGGAGACUAUUCUCCCAGAAAAGCAGCCUGGAGAGAGGAGGCUGAUGGGAAAAUGUGGCAAGAAACCUGCAGAAGGGCAGCAAAACUUGGAGAACAUCUAGAAAAUGGGUAUAAUUAUCUAGAUAUUCUCCAAGAUAUCCUCUAUGGAGAAUAUCUAUAUAAUCACAUGUCUUUACAAAACCAGGAAGAAUUAAGGAGGUCAUAACUGUGGGGCAACUGAUCAUGCAAUGUUUUGCCAAUUUCUAAAAAGAUAAGAGAGAAAGGGCCUAAAAUGGUGAAA
Messenger RNA from Hemicordylus capensis (graceful crag lizard), 1802 nucleotides. RefSeq names its product thymidine phosphorylase (gene TYMP). Gene Ontology annotation, biological process: pyrimidine nucleoside metabolic process; pyrimidine nucleobase metabolic process. The transcript is spliced from 11 exons. Lineage: Eukaryota; Metazoa; Chordata; Lepidosauria; Squamata; Cordylidae. The coding region runs from base 127 to 1623 and encodes 498 amino acids. Gene Ontology annotation, cellular component: cytosol. Gene Ontology annotation, molecular function: pyrimidine-nucleoside phosphorylase activity; 1,4-alpha-oligoglucan phosphorylase activity. The record is from RefSeq and is a predicted model, not a curated record.